AUGAGUGAAAUUGUCGAGCGUAUGAAAAAGAAGAGUGUGGUUAAACCUAUCGUAUAUGGAAAUACAGCUGUUCCACUAGUUCAUAAACGUGAAAAUGAUCAGCAUACUCAUCAAUGGACCGUGUUCCUCAAGCCCUAUUUGGCAGAAGACCCAACGAAAUGGAUCCGAAAAGUGCAGUUCAGACUGCACGAAAGUUACGCUAACCAAACAAGAAUUAUUGAAACCCCGCCAUACGAAGUGACAGAAACCGGGUGGGGAGAGUUCGAAAUUCAGAUUCGCAUAUAUUUUGUCGACAACAACGAGAAACCAAUUUCAACUUUCCACUAUCUUCGACUUUUUCAACCAACGAUUGAACUUCCAUCAGGAAAUCAGAUCGUUUGUACGGAGUUUUACGAUGAAAUUAUCUUCCAAGAGCCAACAGUUCCCAUGUACAAAGCCCUGCAAGCAGGCGAAGGAAAACGACCAGACAAGCAAGCUUUUUUCAAUGACAUUGAACAAAUCAAAAAUCGUACUCGCGAACUUGGUGAAGUAGCUCAAAAGGAAAUUGCUGCUGAAAUAGAAGACCUCCGCGAAUCACUGAAAGAUGCUCACAAAUUAAUUCUCAAAUACAACGCAGAAGUCAACGGGGAGCAAGAUUAA
Molecule: messenger RNA, 639 nt
Organism: Caenorhabditis remanei
Lineage: Eukaryota; Metazoa; Nematoda; Chromadorea; Rhabditida; Rhabditidae
Exons: 5
Coding region: 1-639 (212 amino acids)
Biological process (GO): regulation of DNA-templated transcription
Source: RefSeq, a predicted model, not a curated record